Sus scrofa (pig) is the source of this 4613-nucleotide messenger RNA. RefSeq names its product proline and serine rich coiled-coil 1 (gene PSRC1). Lineage: Eukaryota; Metazoa; Chordata; Mammalia; Artiodactyla; Suidae. Gene Ontology annotation, biological process: mitotic metaphase chromosome alignment. Gene Ontology annotation, molecular function: microtubule binding. Gene Ontology annotation, cellular component: spindle microtubule; spindle pole; microtubule cytoskeleton. The record is from RefSeq and is a predicted model, not a curated record.
CGCGAGGUCCCGCCCCUCGCAGGCCCCGCUCCCGGAGGGUAGCCCUGAGAGGUCUUCCCCGCUCGCGCGCGCGCGCGCUCGCGGCCUCCCUGCUCCAGGCCUCCCGGCUUUAGCUCUCCGGAUGGAGCCUUUCUUGGAACGGCUCUUCGCCUGGUUCCCACCUGCAGACUUCCGGCCGGCGGCCCCCUCCGCCGCCCCGCCCCACGAGGGCGGGAGAUGCUGGCCGCCACCAAUCAUGAGUGCGCAUGGUAGGAGAGGGUGGGGCCUGAGAGAUUCGAAAGGAGCCCCGCCCCCUCGGAGCUGAUUCCCGGGACUAGGUUGUGGAAGGAAAGCACCUUCCGCAGGAGCUCAAGUCUAAGCUGAUUCUUGCUUCUCUGGAACAUGGAAGGUUUAGAAGAAGAUGUAAAGUUUAUAGUGGAUGAGACCUUGGACUUUGGGGGGCUGUCACCAUCUGACAGUCGAGAGGAAGAAGAUAUAGCAGUGUUGGCGACUCCAGAGAAACCUGUCCGACGAGGCCUCUCUCAUCGAAGUGACCCGAAUGCUGUGGUCCCCGCCCCCCAGGGUCUGAGGCUCAGCUUAGGCCCCCUCAGCCCAGAGAAGCUGGAAGAAAUCCUCGAUGAGGCCAAUCGGUUAGCAGCUCAGCUGGAGCAGUGUGCCCUGCAGGAGCGAGAGAACACGGGCGAGGGCCCAGUGCCUCGAAGAGUGAAGCCCAGCCCUCGGCGGGAGACCUUUGUGCUCAAGGACAGUCCUGUCCGAGACCUGCUGCCCACGGUCAGCUCUCUGGCUCGGAGCACUCCCUCCCCCAGCAGCCUGACACCCCGCCUCCGCAGCAGUGACAGGAAGGGGUCAGUCAGGGCUCUUCGGACGACAUCUGGAAAGAGGCCCCCCAGCGUGAAGAGGGAGUCGCCCACUUGCAGUCUGUUCCCUGCAUCCAAAAGCCCAGCGUCUUCUCCUCUUGCCCGAUCAACUCCUCCAGUCCGGGGGAAAGCUGGGCCCAGUGGGAGAGCAGUAGCAAGUGAGAAGACCUUGGCAGCAAAGCCAUGGGGAGCCACGGCUAAACCUUCCAGUCGACUACCGGUUCCAUCGGCCAUUCCUCGGCCCGCCAGCAAGAUGCCGCUCACUGGCCGGACUGUACCAUCCAGCAAAGGUGCCCUUCCCCCAGACCCGCUGUCAGCUCGGAAAGGACUUCCAAGACCAGGUGCCACAGGGCACAAAGUUCCUGUUUCUCAGCGACCAAAUCCUCCCAUCACCAGUGUCGGCCGCAGCAAUCUGCAGCCCCCCAGGAAGGUGACAGCCCCAGGACCUACCAGGUAAAGAGAUCAGGACAGCAAGCAAGAAUUCAGUAGCAAACCACUACAGUCACUGCCUGGACUCCCCUCUGUGAGGCCUCCCAAGCCCUGUCUUUGGAGGCAGGCCUGACCCCAGCAGAUUGUGGCCCAGGGAGAGAAGGAAGAGCCUCUACCACCCACCGCUGGUACCGCAGGAGCGGAGGCUGUGAGAGAUGGGGUGGACAAGGCUUGAACUGAAGAGGAAUGAAACUCUCUUGAGUUGAAACAAGAUAGGAAAAGGAGGUUGCCUUAAACAGAAAAUGAGAAAUGCAGGAGGGUGCUUUGUCCUCCUCUACCCCAGCUCUCUGUCCAGCUCCUGAGAGUUUGAACUUCCUCCCGGGCUUUGGUUCCCUGGGCAUUUGCAUGUGAAUGGCCUUGGUAGCUAACCUCCCUGCUCUCUGAGGAGCCUGAAUCACCUCCUCUACUGGACUUGGGCCUGUUGGAAGGGACAGGCGGGCAUCUGGUCUCCAGAAUGUGUUUCCUGUGAAUUCUCUGACUCCUAAUAGGCCAGUUUAUGAUAAGCUUACUCCAUUGGUCUGCAUUUUUCUAAAAUAAAAUGAAUAUAUUUUUAUAUUCUCUGUAAAUGUGAAAGGAAAUCCUGCUCCAGUUGCGAACACAUUUCUAGUAAAUGCCUUUGUAAUUCCAAUGAGGGAGCCAGAAUGGGCUUCCCAAGAAGGGGUCUGAAUAGGCCCCAGGGCCUUGAAAUUCCAGCUAGACAGGCUAUGACUAGCCCCCUUGUUGGCAUUCAAGGGGAACAGGCUGCCUUUUUCCAGGCGUUUCCAGGAUUCAUAAUGUUAUUAGAAGAUCCAGCUCAGCUUAAGUAUAAUUUAAUUUACAGUGUAUGAGCCUAUCAAACCAGGGUCUUGGUAAAUUACUAUUUAUAUUCUAAACGUGGGUGUCCUUUCCUGGCAAGAGAAUGGAGCCUCCUAGGAAUUCAGCAUCUUGUCUGCUGUACUUACCGGAUGAAGGGGCCCUGGGGUGGGUACCCUGGUGUUCAGCUUUGCUGAUUCAGAAGAUGCCUGAACACCUGGUCAUUGUCGUGUUCUGCCUUGUAUCUUUAGGAUUGUGGGUGUUCUCCUCUCUCCUCUACUAGACUUGAGGGCUGGCACCAGGAUUUAUAAACCUCGGCAGUGGCUAGUGUUGUGAUGUGUACAUAGCCGAAAAUUUCAUUCAUUGAAAAAAAUAUUUGCAUGCAAGAUGGGAGUGUCUGUAAAAUUAAUGACAAAAGAUUCAUGUGACAUUUCACUGAGGGUCUCCCUUUUCUCACAGCCUUUGAUUCUUGCAACCCAGAACCAGCUCAAUUCCUUAGGACUUUGGAAAGGACCACCUAACCCCCUCGGAGGCCAGGCUGUGACUUAAGGAGGCCAGCAAGCUGCUGGGCCAAGGGAGUGAGUUCCAGCUGGUGCCCCCCCCACCACCACAUGGGCCCCCUGCUGCGGCACUGCAAUGCCUCUCCCCUGUUCCCAGGCGGGGGGGGGGGGGGCUCCCCUGCUUUCUUCUUUUUAUGGCUGAUCUUAAGGUUCAUUUAACACAUUCACCUACCUCACUGUAACAGCUGCCUAGACAUUCACCUUUCCCUGAGCCUCUUUCUUGCAGCAACUCCUGCAGCCUCUGGGAUUGCAAGCGUUAAGUUAGGGGAGGGGGUGUGGAGACAGACACUGAGUUUUUGCCUCUGGCAGAGGCCAGGAAACCUCAGGUGUGGAUCCCAGCUGCGUCCUGUGCUGGUGCAAGCAGGGCCUGUUGGUGACAGCCUGCUCUGACAGAAGCAAAGCCCAGGCACACGCUUAGGUGUGGCCAGCAGAUGGCACAUUUGCGUGGCCUGGGUGUGGGGCAGGCCCCUGGGUCCUCAGACGCAAAACAAGCGGUGGACCUGUGCGCUGUUGCCACCUGGUGGCCGAGGAGCUAAAGGCCUGUUCCUUUCCCCCUCUCCCUGGAGGUCAGUCUGGAGUUCUGUUAACUGCCCCUCCAAUCCCACUGCAAAUCCGCUUCAGCCACGUUCUAGAGGCAGUGCCAGCUGGGGAGGAGGCCUGCCUGGCGCAUCUGCCCAUCUUAUUCACUACUUGCCUCCUCCUUUCCCUCUGGUCUGGCUUUCGGUGCUUUCUCUUUAUGCAUUCCGCCCCAACCCCCGCCCCGUAGCACCACGGAGGUUUAUUGGUCUCCUGCUAUGCCCUGUGAACUCUUCGAAGCACUUACAUGUGGUAACUCACUUCAUUCUCAUAAAAGCACAAUUAGGCGGAUGCCGUUAUCAUCCUCAUUUUGUAGGCAGAGAAACUAAGGCUCAGGGAGAUUUGAGUCACUCAGUCUGGUCCCUGGGUUUGUGUUCUUAACAACUGCCUCUAUUGCCCCCAUGUGAACUCCAUCUAGUUUGUUAUACAGACCUUUGAAAAACACAAAACUUGGGAAUAGGAGUAAUGUGGCCAAACACAGAGCUGGCCAGGGGCAUGAGUGGUGGCUUCAUUUCUGAUGGGGAAAAACACAAGAGGAGUCACGUGGGGAGGCAGCUAGUCCCUGAGCACCUUUCACUUCCACCAGCCUCUCAACUCAGCCCUCCCUGCUUCCUGAAUUCUGCUUCCAGGACAGGAUGCAGCCCCAAGGGGCUGGGCUGGAAUCCUGCCCACUCUGCGCAGCCUCUCCAGCCACACAAGUCUCUCCUGUCCUGGUGAAAAGGACACUUUCCUGCCAUCGGCCACAUCUUCCUUGGAAAUGCCAGGACACGGGCCAUUCAGGGAAUACUGUUGGGGUGUCGGUAGAGGGGCUGAGCUCAUCAGCCACUUGGUAUCCAAGUCCCCUGACUUGACCCUUCCAGGGCCCUACCUGCUCUUGUCGUCCAGACACCAGGCCUCCGCCUCUGAAAAGAUAGGGCCCCACACAGAAGCACACGGUGACAGGGCUCAGCCCGCACAGAACUAGUUUAUUCACUAGUAUGGGAAAAUGAGAAAACAAAACACAAAACUCUAUGUAUUUACAGUAACAAUCAAACUGUACAAUCAGAUGGUUAGCAUCAAGUUAGCAUCCAGCAUCUUUGUAUUUUUUUUAAGUCAAGUCAUCAGUAGUAAAAACCAGUUACAUUUUUAAUCCUUUGCAGGAAUUGCUGGGGGGAGAGGCCAGGCGAAGGAUCCAUGGCAGAAAAGCCAGAGGCCAGCCUUACAAAUGAGACACGGGAACGUUUUUUCUGCUUGUAACCUCUUUUUCUAGCCACCUGCUCCAGAGGAAAGUCAGUGACAAGUCUGGUAUCCAUGCUUAGCUUAAAUGGUGACUCAAUGAAUAGCGGUUGGCGAAAACGGG